CGCCCAGGUGCAGUCACUGCGCGGCGCUGACGGCGGCGCUGCUCCGCUCGGGAUUACUGUGUUAUGCCUUGUAUGGUUAAGACCUCUUACCAAGAAUACCUUGGCUUGGCACUUGUGGACAGUCAGGUCAUAAAAACACUGCUAAGGAGUGCUAAAGUGGCAAUGCAACAGCUCAACAGGAAGAGGAAGCUUAGUAUGGAUUCCAAAGAGCGUUUGAAUCAGGAUGGAUGCUUGGAGCAACUGAAGAAGAAAAGAGGCCCAGGGAUGGUGCAGCUCCUUUGAGUCACGUCCCUUCAGCGGCUGCACAGGACAUGUGGUCUUGGGAGCAAUACUCGAAAGAACAGAAGGCUGUAGCCACACCCGUUGAACUGUUUUCCAAGGACCAAUGCUUUCCGGAGCACAAAAAUGGUUUUCAGGUUGGAAUGAGAUUAGAAGGCAUUAACCCCCGACAUCCAUCUGUAUUUUGUGUGCUUUCUGUAGCGCAGGUGUGUGGUUACCGUCUAAGACUUCAUUUUGAUGGUUAUUUAAGCUGCUACGGUUUUUGGACCAAUGCUGGUUCCCCUGACAUUCAUCCAGUAGGGUGGUGUGAAAAGACCAAACAUGAAUUGCACAUCCCUAAGGGUUAUAGAAAAGAUAAAUUUGUUUGGAUGGAUUCUUUGAAGGCCUGCAAAUUGCAAAAUGCUCCCAAGAAACUAUUCAGAAACAAAAGUUCUAAUGGGCCAAUACCUAAAGAAUUUCAGGUUAGAAUAAAGUUGCAGGCGGUCGACAGGAAGAACCCUUCCUUGGUGUGUGUGGCAACCAUAGCAGAUAUUGUUGAAGAUCGCUUACUAGUGCAUUUUGACAAUUGGGAUGAUAAUUAUGAUUAUUGGUGUGAUGUAAAUAGUCCUUAUGUCCAGCCAGUUGGUUGGUGUCAGGAGAAUGGAAGAACUCUGAGAGCACCCCAAGGUUAUCCUGAUCCAGAAAAUUUUUCCUGGACAGAAUAUCUGGAAGCUACUCAUACUAGCGCAGUUCCUGCCAAAUUUUUUUAAAUGCGGUUGCCUCAUGGUUUUCUGCGAAAUAUGAAACUUGAAGUUGUGGAUAAACGAAACCCCAGGUUAAUUCGUGUUGCUACGAUUAUAGAUGUUGAUGACCAAAGAAUAAAGGUUCAUUUUGAUGGCUGGGAACACAAAUAUGAUUAUUGGAUGGAUGCAGACAGCCCUGACAUGCACCCAAUUGGGUGGUGUGAUGUAACAGGGCACCCACUAGAAAUGCCUAAUAGAACAAAUGAUAUGAAAAUCCUUCUAGGUCAAGCUGUUUGUCCUACUCCAGGGUGCCGAGGAAUAGGCCAUAUCCGUGGUCCACGGUAUUCAGGAUAUCACGGUGCUCUUGGCUGCCCGUAUUCGGACAUGAACUUGAAAAAGGAGGCAACACUCCAGGAUCGUCUCACAGAACAAACACAGGCAAAUUUGGAAUUAGACUCUUCACAUUCAAAAUUGAAAAACCCCUGUAGUUUUAACUUCAGUGGAAAACAUGAAAAGGUGAACAGUCAGCCCAGACUUGUACAGCAGGCAAAACGUUUGAAAAUCCAAGGAAAAGACGAUAUUGACUUGGAUAAUCUCUUCAGAGAAUACCCUGCUGAGCAGACGCAGCAGGCGCUGCACCAGUCAGUCUUCUUGUCAUCCUUGUCGGCCCACCCUUUCUGGGACCUUCCCCUCAGUAGGGAGCAGCACUGCAAGCUGCUUCCAGGCGUGGCUGACAUCCAGGCAGGCAAGGUGGCCCCAUGGACAGUGGAUGAGGUGGCUGAAUUUGUACAGUCUCUGCUGGGCUGUGAAGAGCAUGCCAAGUGCUUCAAGAAAGAGAAGAUUGAUGGCAAAGCCUUCCUGCUUCUGACACAGACGGACAUCGUCAAGGUGAUGAAGGUCAAACUGGGCCCAGCACUGAAGAUUUAUAAUUCUGUCCUCAUGUUCAGGAAUUUCCAAGACCUCACUGAAGAAGUUACUGUCUCAGGCCAAGAAGUCAGGGGUUAAACACACCACUUGGGCUGCUGCCACACUGGGACCUUGUUCUUUCAGCGAUAAAGUUGACCCAUGUUAAUCUGAUUUUAAUGUCCCCACGGUCAUAUCCAUAUUUAAUAUGGACCUUUUAAAUUUUUGUGGUUUAUACGUUUAGAGGAUGUUGAUGACUGGUCCCAUGCCAGCAACGCAGUGGGUCAGGGAUGUGUCUGGUUUGUGAAUAUCUUUAUCUUCGGCGAGGUCUUUUCAGCUUUGAUGUGUUGCCUCAAACAGAUCAAAGAAGCCUAUACAAACACAUUUAUUCUUCUCCCUCAUCAUCAUAGAAGCCAUUUCCCGUUUUGAAAGCAUAAUACUCUCAAAUGGCAAAAUAUUAUAAAAACAGAAUUUAUAAAUACAUUGUUAAUGUUGUCAUCAGAACAUCUGAGCUUGGAUCAGAUUUGCCAUCUGGGUGCAAUGAGUCUAAGAGACAGAGGCCCAGUGCUUUAAAAUGAUAUCAUGUGAGAUUUUGGUGUACUUUACUCAGGAAAGUAUGACUCUUUAAAAAAUAAUAAGGGGCCGGCCGA
Messenger RNA from Hipposideros armiger (great roundleaf bat), 2554 nucleotides. RefSeq names its product L3MBTL histone methyl-lysine binding protein 4 (gene L3MBTL4). The record is from RefSeq and is a predicted model, not a curated record. Gene Ontology annotation, molecular function: histone binding; zinc ion binding; chromatin binding. NCBI's taxonomy places the organism in Eukaryota, Metazoa, Chordata, Mammalia, Chiroptera, Hipposideridae. Gene Ontology annotation, cellular component: nucleus. Gene Ontology annotation, biological process: negative regulation of DNA-templated transcription.